AUGGCCGUCUUCCUGCUGUCCAGCGACGCCUUCGCCCGGCCCAUCUACAUCGACCUGGCCUCCAUGUACACCCUGCCGCCGCCGGCGUCCUGGACCGGCGCCGUGUUCAAGGGGGCCGCCGCGCGGCUGACCGCCGCCGGGCACCACGACCUGGUGGUGGCCGGCGGCCAGCAGGUCCUGGCCCUGGUCGGGCCCCGCGACCCGGCCACCGAGGCCAACAUCCCGGCCGACCCGCUGGCCAUCGCGGCCAUCGACCACAUGCGCCUGGUGCCGGACCGCCCGGCCGGCGCCUGGGUGGCCCUGGCCAUCGGGGACUUCGACGGCGACGCCCGGCCGGACCUGGCCCUGGCCGCCGACGACCGGCCCACCGUCAUUGCCCUGUACUCGCAGAAGGAGGCCUCGCCAAACUGCCUGUGUGGCCCGGAUGCCCAGUGCGCCCACCCGGACGGACCUCACAUCCUCGCGCGGUGCUUCUGCACCGGGGCGAAUCGUCUCCUCGAGAGCGGCUACGCCCGGUGCGAGGCGUGCGCCUCGGGCUUCUUCCCGGUUGCUGACGGCGCCUGCGCCGCCUGCCAUGGCAACUGCCGGGAGUGCACCGGCCCGGAGGUCGGCCAGUGCACCGCCUGCUCGACCGGCUGGCACCUGCUCAAUGGCGUCUGCGGCCUGGCCCCGGCGGCCACGGUGACCGUCCGGCCGGAGCCCGGCCCCGGCACGCCGGCCGUCUACUUCCAGGCCUCCGAAAUGCUGAUGCUGGACACGGUCCAGAUGUUGGCCGUGACCAGCCUCUCCUCGGCCACCGACCAGCCCCUCCUCUUCAAUGACCUGCGAGCCUUUGAGCACUACCGCCAGGCGGACUUCUCCCCGGCCGGUGCCGAGCCCCGCCGCGCCGAGGCCCUGCUCAUCCGUGGCGCGCAGAAGCGCGUCGUGCAGGCCACGCCGGUCCCCGGGUCCGGGCACUUCACCCUGCAGACGCCCCCGGCCCUGGGCCGGCUGGACCUGGUGCUCCGCCGGAUGGCCGAGUCGCUGCACAUGCCCAUGGUCGGCACCGAUCUGGUGGAGUGCCUCGACGACCGGGACAAUCCCCUCGCCUCCGGCACCGGGCGCCUGUGCGACCUGGCCCUACGCACCCUGGCGUUCACCGAUCCAUUGGAAUUCGCUCGUCCGACCCCGGCACGGGUCCGACUCCGGCGCACGUACCACUCCACCGAUCCCGGGCUCGCUCCGGUCGGCAUGCUUGUGGCCUUCGUGACCUGGCACCCGGUGGACAAUCGCCGGGGCCAGGACCGCUGGCUGGUGGCCGCCAAGAGCACCCCCAGCAGCCACUCCUGCUCGUACUACUGGACCGGGGUCGUGCCCGGCAGCCUCGACAUCAUGCGGCCGCACUUCUGGCCGGUGGACCUGCCGCUCGGGCUGAGCAUGCCCUGCGCCCAGCCGCACUCCCUGCCGCAGGACCCGGCCGGCGUGCACCCGCCGCCGAUGCUCCUCUCGGUCGCCGCCGCCAAGGUGCCCGGCAAUCCGGUCCUGCUCUACCUGUGGCGGUCCAUCUCCACGGUCGAUGGCCAUGCCCGGAUGGAUGCCCCGGUGCCGCUGCUCCGGUCCGCGGAUCUCGGCUACCCGCAGGGCACCAGCCCGACCACCUUCCAGCUGGCCAUCAUGCCGCACACCCUGCGCCACGACCGGGCCGAGCUCUUCUUCUGGGACGGCCAGUGGUUCUACUCGGCCCAUGCUCGAAACAGGCCGGGGCCCCUCGCCCGGGUGGAUGGUCCGGGGGGCGAUGUCGUGGCCCGCGCGUUCGGCUGA
Fonticula alba is the source of this 1800-nucleotide messenger RNA. RefSeq lists its product as hypothetical. Bases 1 to 1800 code for a protein of 599 amino acids. The transcript is spliced from 3 exons. NCBI's taxonomy places the organism in Eukaryota, Rotosphaerida, Fonticulaceae. The record is from RefSeq and is a predicted model, not a curated record.